AUGCAUGAUUCCUGCAAAUAUAUCGCAACUAACAAAUCCCAACUUCAAAUUAGAAAACUGAGAUCCGAUGUUAAGGGCUACACUUACAAACGUAAUUUUUUCAUUUCAGAUUACAAAUCUGUAUCAUUCUGGUACCAGGACAACGAGAUCCAAAAGUGUCUUAGCCGAGUUUACGGCGAAUUCACCCACGUUUGUUCGGUCACUAAUUAUUUGCCAGAUAUCGACUACUGCUGUUGCACUGUCGACGAAACUUUUGAGCGCAACAAAAACAAUGACAACGUUUCCAUUUUAAAAAAGAAACGGUUGAAAAAAUGGGCGACAAACUAUGGAGAGAAUAAAACCGACACAGCUAUUCGGUUGAAACGAUCCACGGAGCAAACCUCGGUCCUGUGCUGUCGGUACCAUCAGGAUUGGAAUAAGUUUCGAUGCCAGCGAUCCGACGAUUACUUUGAUCCUAAUUCGUGA
Molecule: messenger RNA, 465 nt
Organism: Helobdella robusta
Lineage: Eukaryota; Metazoa; Annelida; Clitellata; Rhynchobdellida; Glossiphoniidae
Exons: 3
Coding region: 1-465 (154 amino acids)
Source: RefSeq, a predicted model, not a curated record